AAGACAAACAAACGCUAGAUAGUUUUGGUUACGAAGCAGAGAGCAAAUAUGCAGACCUAGCCACAGAUGGAGAGCACGAGAAGUGGUACUUCUUUAAGCGGUUUAAAAUGAAUCUUUUUGGACAGGGAUUUGGAAGAAAUCUUAUGCUGGAAGAUGCUAGCGGAAAAAAGAAACUAUUGGCUAAAACAGUUUUCUCUCUGUCCAUCAAAUAUCUGAAAGACGACCUUAUAAAGCUGUCGGAAAGUCGUAUUGCUGGUGGUGGACUCCGGGAUGAAGAUAUACACUGGGUUCUCACUGUGCCAGCAAUCUGGAAUGAUGCAGCCAAACAGUUUAUGAGAGAAGCGGCUCAGCAGGCUGGAAUACCUGAGGAUAUGCUGACAAUUGCGUUAGAACCGGAAGCAGCAAGUUUAUACUGUCGCCAUCUACCGGUAGAAAAGUGUGGCAGUGAUAAAACUUCGCUCGCGAAGUUUGGUCCAGGCAAACGGUACCUCGUUCUUGAUGCUGGGGGCGGAACAGUAGACAUCACUGUACAUGAGGUUAUGAGUGGUGGACAUCUUAAAGAACUCGACAAGGCCAGUGGCGGAGCGUGGGGAGGAGUGCAAGUUGAUGACGCUUUCUUUCGUUUCCUGUCUGAAAUUGCAGGUCAUUGUGUUAUGCCCAAGUUCAAAGACAAGCACAUGGAAGAUUACUUAGACUUGUUCCGAGACUUUGAAGUGAAGAAGCGAGAAAUCGGACCGAAGAAAGAUUCUAAAAUUACAUUCAGAAUUCCAACUGCACUGGCUGACCUGGUUAAAGAGAUGAAAAGUGAACCAUUAUCGGAAACAAUAAAGAAAACAAAAUAUUCUAGCCAGGUGAAGCUGGUAGGAGACAAACUGCGUGUUGAUCCAGCUGUUGUAAAAGGAUUCUUCGAACCAUCUGUGGAUAGCAUCAUUAAACACGUGAAAGGUUUGUUAGGAAGCAGAACCAACAGCGGGAUUGAAGCUAUCCUCAUGGUUGGUGGAUUUUCUGAAUCACCGAUGUUACAGGAAACUGUUAGGAGUAGUUUUCCAGGUUUAAGGAUAAUUGUCCCCGAUGAAGCAGGACUCGCCGUUCUCAAGGGGGCUGUUAUCUUUGGUCACAGUCCAGCGACAAUUUCACAAAGAGUGAGCAAAUACACAUAUGGAACCGAUGUAUCACUGCUUUUCGAUGCGGCCAAACAUCCUUUCGAGAGAAUGAAAAUUACGGAUAACGGUGUAAGAUGUGAAAAUGUCUUCUCGAAGCUUGCAGAAGCAGGUCAAACAUUGGUGGUUGGAGAGGCUCAAGAUGAACAAACGUAUAACACUAUAUCAGAAAACCAAACAGAAAUGGGUAUGAAUAUCUACGCUACUAUGGAUAAGACGCCAGAUUUUAUCGAUGAUGUUGGAUGCUACAAAAUUGGGACAUUCUCUGUUCCCGUCUCUGGAAGUGGUGUAGGUCGGAAAGUCGCAGUCAAGAUGAUCUUUGGAGGGACUGAAAUUGAUGUUGAGUGUAAAGAGGUUGCAACAGGAAAAACCACACACUUGAAAGUAGAUUUCCUGUCUUAGAGCUAGAGUACAUUAAUCGUGUUACACAACAAUGUAUUACUGUUGGAAAGUUUAAACAACUGAUACAGGGAAAAGACAGACUAAUUGGAACCUGAUUAGAAAACACUGUUAUUAUAAUGCCAGAAUAACCACUGAAACAUGAAUUUAAAAUAUUAUCUCUUACGUAAAUGAUACGACGUCAAACUAAUAUCGGUUUUUAACAUCGAAGUUCAUGUGAUAAUAGCCGCUAACCGCAAAUAUAAAACCUAAAGUAUAUGCAGAUACUGUAUGCUUUUGAUUGAUCAGGAAUAUUUCCAUGUAGUUUAAGAUAUGACGUAACAUAGACAAGAAUUAUUAUCAACGCCGGUUCCAAGGCUUAUUUUCUAUCAUAAAAGAAAAUGUCGAUGAAAUACAAAUAUAAAUGUUUACUAUUCCCUGAAAAAGAUGCCGUUGAAGAAACAAAACAGAAGUCGAUAAAAACGUAUUAUGAAGAUGCCGAGGGGAACAUCUUAAGGCGAUUCUAAGUACUGAUUGAGAUGUGCUUUAGAUGUAAAAUAUAGAAAAAUUGAUCAGUUUUGUUUAUUUAAAGAAGAAAUUAUCAGAGGAAAUUUUUGUAACUGUUGUGUAUUUGUUAGAAAUGAAAUGUGUAACAAAGACGUAUUAUUUUGUAAAUAAAAUAUUAUGAAAUGAAAUCAA
Messenger RNA from Mercenaria mercenaria, 2237 nucleotides. RefSeq names its product heat shock 70 kDa protein 12A-like. Bases 108 to 1562 code for a protein of 484 amino acids. The transcript has 6 exons. The record is from RefSeq and is a predicted model, not a curated record. Gene Ontology annotation, molecular function: ATP-dependent protein folding chaperone; ATP binding. NCBI's taxonomy places the organism in Eukaryota, Metazoa, Mollusca, Bivalvia, Venerida, Veneridae.